Molecule: messenger RNA, 2578 nt
Organism: Nycticebus coucang (slow loris)
Lineage: Eukaryota; Metazoa; Chordata; Mammalia; Primates; Lorisidae
Gene: VTCN1
Product: V-set domain containing T cell activation inhibitor 1
Exons: 6
Coding region: 84-932 (282 amino acids)
Source: RefSeq, a predicted model, not a curated record
UGAGUCACGGCACCCGGGAAGGUGGCAGCAGCUCCGCUCACCCUGCACCCAGCUGCGCCACCGACAGGAGCCUUCCCCUGGCCAUGGCUUCCCUGGGGCAGAUCAUCUUCUGGAGCAUUAUUAGCAUCAUCAUUAUUUUGGCUGGAGCAAUUGUUCUCAUCAUUGGCUUUGGUAUUUCAGGGACACACUUCAUCACAGUCACUACUCUCAUCUCAGCGGGGAACAUUGGGGAGGAUGGAAUCCUGAGCUGCACUUUUGAACCUGACAUUAAGCUUUCUGGUAUUGUGAUACAAUGGCGGAAGGAAGGAGUUUCGGGCUCGGUCCAUGAGUUUAAAGAAGGUAAAGAUGACCUGUCAGACCAGGAUGAAACGUUCAGAGGCCGGACAGCAGUGUUUGCUGAUCAGGUGAUAGUUGGCAAUGCCUCUCUGAGGCUGAAAAAUGUGAAACUCGCAGACGCUGGCACCUACCAGUGUUACAUCAGCACUUCCAAAGGCAAGGGGAACGCUGACCUCGAGUACAAAACCGGAGCCUUCAGCAUGCCAGAGGUGAAUGUGAACUAUAAUGCCAGUUCAGAGAGCUUGCGGUGUGAGGCUCCCCGGUGGUUCCCCCAGCCCACUGUGGUCUGGGCGUCCCAAGUGGAUCAGGGAGCCAACUUCUCAGAAGUCUCCAACACCAGCUUUGAGCUGAACUCUGAGAACGUGACCAUGAAGGUUGUGUCUGUGCUCUACAAUGUCACAAUCAACAACACAUAUUCCUGUAUGAUUGAAAACGGCAUUGCCAAAGCCACAGGGGAUAUCAAAGUGACAGACUCUGAGAUCAAAAGGCGGAGUCACCUACAGUUACUGAACUCAAGGGCUUCUCCACGGGCCUCUUUUUUCCUUGUCAUCUGCUGGGUACUCCUGCCUCUCUCCCCCUGCCUGAUGCUCAGAUAAUGGACCUUGGCCACACAAAAGAAUUCAAAGUCAUUGGUCCAACAGAAUCCCAGGAAUCUACAGAACUUUUUCACCACCAGCUAUGACCUAUAUUUCUGUGGGAAAAUGAAUUCAUCUCUGGAAGUCUGGAGUGUACAAACAAGAACAAAGAACAAAAAGAAGCUAAAAGCAACCAUCAAAGACUCCAGGAUGAAAGAUGUAUCUAUCUUUAAGGACAUUAAAAGUUAUGAAAAUUAUUCAUCUGAACUAGAGAAGUGUGUUAAGACUGUUAAGUAAAAUGCACGUGGAGGUCUCAGGGGCCUGCCCUGGCCUGUUAUCUCUUGGAGAGCGAGAGGAUGGGGCACCGCAUGUCUGUGGUGUCUGAAUCCCUAAUUAUACGUUCUGUAAUGUUGCUCUGAUGAAGUUCUUGGAAAGUUUCAGUCACAAUAUGGCCACAUCUUCUAUUCCACGAAUUAAACUACUGUAGUAUAUGGUGUGAGAAGCUGAUUCGGCUGCCACGUCACAACUCAGGCUGGCUGCAUUUCAGUGGUGGGUCAAAUGGUUCACUUUGCAUUAUGAUGUUUCCAAAACAUCAUAAGCUUUGGCUUAUAUCCUCCCACUUGAAAAAUGCCAAACAUGUACAAAAUGAUCAUAAUUGUAUCAUAAAAUAAUUGGUAACACUGAUUUUAUAAAUAAUUUGAGCCUUUCCUUUUAAAACAACAAAAGCCAUUUUAUUUCUCAGAUGAUGUUCAUCCAUGGAUGGUACAGAGAACGACCUCUCACCUUGACUAAGUGGCCUUAUGUCAUCACAAGGUCUGAGGCUUCUGCUUUCUAUCCUACGUGGACAGCUCUGACCUCAGCUUCAACAUCAUCUAGAACAGUGGGACUCAGCUGGGGUGAUUCUGCUUCCCCCAUCUCCCAGGAGACUUUUGGCAGUGUCUGGAGAUGAUUUUAGUUGUUGCAAAUUGGACAGGGGAUAGGUGCUACUGGCAUCUAGUGGAUGGAGCCCAGGGAGGUGGUUCAACAUCCUACAGUGUACAGGAUGUCUCCCAAAGAAUUGCCCAGCCCCAGAUGUCAUCUAUGCCAAGGUUAAGAAACCCUGACAUAGAGUAGAAAAGGUACUUGAAAAGAAGAGGAGAGCAAACAGAUUUAGGCAAGCAGGGAUUCUGUCUCUGGCUGCGCCUUAGCGCACAGAGCCAGAAUUCUGUAGGGCAACCAGGAUAACAUCUUUCAGAGAAUAGAAUUGACAAGGCCUGAGGGAAAUUCCUGAUGAGAUUAUAUUCAGCUUGUUGAGCUUCUAAGUUUCUUUCCCUUCACCCUCCCCUACAAACCAGGUUCUGUAAGAGAGUUACCUGAGUUCCAUCUGAAGUUCUCUCACUCAACAUCUCCAGACCCUGCCUGGCCAAAAUUCAAAUUAAGGCACCAAACAUGUUCCUUCCUUCCAAUGCACAGAGAUUUCAGAGAUCCCUUCAGAAAGCAGGGACAAUGACCCUUUGAAACGAGACCUUGAGGAAUGAAAUUGUAAUGGGAAAGAAUGCUUCAUUUCCAGCCCCCUUCCCAACCCUUCCCAUGCUGUUCAUGUGUCGACUGCUGCCUUCCUGGCAUUUUGAAGCCAUCAUGACUGUAUUACAGAAAACUCGAUUUUAGAGUUCUAACCAUUCAAGAAA